CGCCCACUGCCAUUGUAAUUAUGGCCCCGUCCAGCAAGAAGCAAAAGGUCAAGGUCACCUCCGACCCCAUCUACUUCUACGGCAUGAGCGAAAAGCCCUACGGCAUCUUCUCCCAGUUUCAAAAGGGCGCCUUCACCGACCCAAACUACCCUUCUGCCAAGUUCAACUGCGCAGAACAAUACAUGAUGUAUGGCAAAGCCCAAACCUUCAGCAGCCCGGACAUUGCCGCAAAUAUUCUGGCUACCACAGCUUCCAAAGCUCAGAAAGCCCUAGGUCGCAAGAUCAAGGACUUCACGGAUGUUGUCUGGGAUAAGGUCAAGUGUGGUAUCGUCGAAAGAGGCAAUUAUCUCAAAUUCAGUCAGAAUGAAAAGUUCAAGAAAGUUCUGCUGGAGACUGGAGAUAGGGAGCUGGUUGAGGCUGCUAGUAACGACAAUAUCUGGGGGAUUGGAUUCACUGCUGCGGGAGCAAAGAGAGUGUCCCGUGAGCAGUGGGGACAGAAUCUUCUGGGUAUCGCACUCAUGAAUGUCAGAAAGAAGAUCAGAGCUGAAGAGGCUGGAGAAGAAGAUGAAGCUACCGAAUCAGCAGAUCAGACUUCAGAAGAUGAGGACGAUGAAGAUGAUCAAAGCGACGAAGAAGUCAAGAACGUCUCAGCCGCCACCAAGUCUUCCGCUACCAAAAAGCGCAAGCACGACUCCAUCACCAAAGGAGCACCAAAAUUACCCUCUUCAUCAAAAGUCAUUACCUCCAAGAAGAAGUCUGCCAUAGAGACCACAGGUGUGAAGAAAGGACUCUAUCAGGCCAUGGUCGACGACGCCGAGGAAAGUGACGAAGAGCAAAAGAAGCAUUCGACGGUUCGCGAACCCAUCGCCAAGCUAGCUGCCAGAGAAGAAUCUGUGGCUUCAAAGAACAAGUCCGUCAAGGAGACUACAUGCGUUAACGAAGAACCCAAUCAGCUGCUAAGCACAAAGACUCACUCCAAGAAACAUGACGGCGAUGAAGAUGGCAGACCCCUCAAGAAGAAAAAGAAGACGAACAAGCAGACUAAUGAUGAAUUGCUGGAGAUGCUAACCAAGAAGGCUGUGGAUGACUCUAUGGUUAAUGGCCUUCGCUGAACACACAUAUCCAGGAUACCUGACAAGCAAACUCAAUAUCACAGACGUGGCUAUUAAAUUCAGGAAGAGGGGCCGAGGUCAGUCAAGCUGUUUCUCGAGACAUGAUUUUUCCGACGAGCAGAUCUCAAGAUCGCAACCGAAACAGAUUCAUUUGACAGCCAUGAUGUUGCCCUGUUCAAGGAGACAUUUAAUCUACGAUUCAGGUACUAUUCCAUUUUGCUUUUUUUGCACUUUUUCUGUUCCUCAUCUCCCUACAAGCUAUGCGAAAUCUUCGAAUAUGGAUCGGAGGAAGUCAUUGCAUAUGAACACUCGUGUUAUCUUUUACGGACAGUGAAAGGACGAUUCAAAUGGAAACUUUCACAAACGAAUCAAUGAUUAAGACUCCGUAUCAUCUUGGAUUGGCAGUGGAGCUGACUUGUGUC
Messenger RNA from Aureobasidium subglaciale EXF-2481, 1534 nucleotides. RefSeq lists its product as uncharacterized. Bases 21 to 1112 code for a protein of 363 amino acids. NCBI's taxonomy places the organism in Eukaryota, Fungi, Ascomycota, Dothideomycetes, Dothideales, Saccotheciaceae. The record is from RefSeq and is a predicted model, not a curated record. The transcript has a single exon.